UCUUAAAAAAGAAAGAACAAUUAUAUAUAAUAAAAACAAAAAUAAAAAUACACUACUUUAGUAGUGAGGUUAAAGGAUAUGGGGAAUAUUAAGUUUUGGUUAUGGGUGAUUUUUAUGGUGGCUAUGGCCAAUCAGUGGCAGAGGAUUACUGGCUCCAGCACUGCGCGCCCGGACCGGUGUUGGGAUGAAGAGAGAAGUGCUUUGUUAGAGCUACAAGCAAACAUGAUGAGUUCAAAUGGUGGACAUUUAGGCCUUUGGGAAACCUAUAAUGAGAUUGGUUAUUCAGAUUGUUGUUCUUGGUAUUGGGUAAAAUGCAACUUAACAACAGGUUUUUUCUUUUUUCAAUCGAAUUUAUACCACUAGAUAGCAUGUCUAACGACAUUUUAUUGUAAGUACGAGCAAAGAGGGCUAGGCCUUACCUUACUAAUCCUGACUUAACAACAGAUCGAGUGGUCGAACUUGAUCUCAGAGAAGCAAGACUAGGAUCAGGAGUUGGUUGGAGUUUUAAUGCCACUCUAUUUCUUCCAUUCAAAUCACUACAAGUUCUUUUAUUGUCUGAAAAUUUUGUUGCAGGGUGGAACAAAAAUGAAAGCAAUCUAUCUUAUAUUCAAAAUUCAUUGAUUCGAUUAAUUCAGAUUUGAUCGUAGUUCAUAAGACCUUGAAUUUUCAUGUUCCACCUUGCAUUACGCCAACAGGUGACAGGUCCCACGACCAACUCUAGCUUAGUAGUUGAGUCACCUUCAAAAACAGAAUAGAUUAAAGAACGAGAAACUUUAGUGAAAUAAAAUAUCAUACGUAAGUAAACAAUAUCUAGUCUAGAAUCCAGAGAAGCUAAGGGGAAAAAAUCGAGUAGCUUGUUGACCGGUUGUCAUUGCACCCAAAUAGCUUGUUUGGUCAAGCAUCGAACAUUAAAGUAUUUUGAAAAGUGUUUUUUCAAGAAAAUACCUUUGGUGAGAAACAAUUUAUAUCUGGUGUUUCAAGAAAACACCGACCUCUGAUUGAUGGUUGAGGGAUAUAUAUCAUCCAUUCCACCACGUCCUUUAAUGGUUCUUUUUGCUUGAUCAUAAAUGCAUGACUAUUGAGCAUUGUAACACAUACUCUCUUCUCGUUCUUUCUUUCUUUAUGUAUAUAUAACAUGAUUAUUUUUUCCACUUGUGGUUUUGUUAUCCAGGGUUUGACAAACUGUCACAAUUGACUAACCUCAAAGUACUUGUUUUGGGGCUUAAUUAUCUUCCCUUUCCAAAUGUUUUAUCACCUUUGUGUUGGAUUUCAUCUCUAGAGGUUUUAAUACUUGCGAGCGGACAAAUGGGUUCAAUAGGAUUUCAUUCGUUGAAAAAUUACACUAUGCCUACAGAUGAAGGCAUAACAGAGAAAUGUCCUGGAUUGAGAUAUUUAAGGACACUAGUUUUGACAGGCUAUGGAAUCAAUGACAUCAGUCUCCUUUCUGCUUUGGGUCUUGGUACAGAUACUGGAUUGAGUAAUCUGGAGAAACUUGACUUGACUAGCAAUGGCUUCAAUUCCACCAUCUUUUCAUCUUUGAAGCAUUUUCCAUCUCUCAAGCAUUUAGAUCUCAAGAACAAUGAUAUAGUUGGAAAUAUUGAAAUGAGUUAUAUAAUUGCCUUGAGCAAUUUGAAUCUUAGGAUGAACAAUUUUGAGAGCUUUGUGACUACCAAAAGGUAGUAGAAGAAUGAGUUCUCUACGAAAUUUACAACUUGGAGAUUCAGAUUCAAACUCAACCAAAGUUGUAAAAUCCCUAAAAUCUUUCUCAUCGCUCAAAGGGCUUUGGUUUCUACACAGUGAUCUCUCAGCUUCUGCCACAGCUUAUGCAUUAAGAAAUAUGAGCACACUGGAGUACUUGAACUUGGAUGGAUCUUACUUAAAUGAGAAUUUUCUCUCAAGCAUUGGACAAAUGACUUCUCUUAAAGUGUUGAAUAUGGCUUUUGGUGGCAAUUAUGGCAUCCUCCCUA
Capsicum annuum is the source of this 1967-nucleotide messenger RNA. RefSeq names its product receptor-like protein kinase HAIKU2. The record is from RefSeq and is a predicted model, not a curated record. NCBI's taxonomy places the organism in Eukaryota, Viridiplantae, Streptophyta, Magnoliopsida, Solanales, Solanaceae. Gene Ontology annotation, molecular function: protein binding. The transcript is spliced from 7 exons. Bases 1306 to 1680 code for a protein of 124 amino acids.